ACUCGUAUCUGAAACAUCCCACCUUAGCCUUUGUGGAGUUCAAAUAACAUUUUUAAGAGUUCGCCCCAUAUUUACCAAAAAGAGCAGCUGAAGCAAAGCACUGACAGGUCAGGCAAUAUGGCACGAAGGGAACCCGUGGCUCAAGAAAACGUCACACUCCCAGGCACUGUGCCUGAAAGGGAUUUGUAUCUUCUAAAUCGUGAACCUCAAAGUGGCCUUGAACUCAAGAGAAUGAUACCAUUUGAGCCAAAGGAAUCAGACGACGAAGCCGACAAGAAAAAGUUACCCACCAAUUAUGAAAUAUGGUUUGAGUUUGUAAAUAAUACUUCGCUGCAUGGAAUUCGCUACAUCUUCUGGAGACGCCCUUUAUGGGCCCGGGUUGGUUGGUUGCUCGUUCUUUUAAUGUUCUCUGCAUAUUUCUCUUUCACUACGUACAAGUCAUUGGAGAAAUACUUCAACCACCCAAUUAACACCGUCAUUACACAGAAAUACGUAAAUGCAAUGGAUUUCCCGGCUGUCUCAAUUUGUCCUCUCAAUUCUGUCAGCAAGAAAAAGAUGUACGCUUUAGAUGGUGACAUCAAUUUUACCAAAUAUGGUUUAAACAACAGCGUAUGUGCAGCUACUGAGUCGGCGCGUAAAGGGAUACCGUGUGGAGCAGCCAUGCUCUGUUGCUGCUUAAGUUUCUUCAUAUAUGAUGGAGGAAAUCUCGUGCCAAACUGCACUGCAUCGCUCGCUCAAAGUCUCAUUGCUGCUCAACAAAAUUCUGGGGAAUUUUUCGAUUCGGUUAAGUUUUACAAAAAGUACGGACAGAGUGUCAAUGAGAUGCUUCGGCCUGAAGUUUGUAUCUUCAACGGCGAAGUUAAUGAACCUUGUGGUUCAGGGGAUUUUACACCAACCGUGACUGACUGGGGUUUAUGUCAUACUUUCAACUCGGGUCCGGGGAACAUUAAGAAAACUCAAAUUAGAGGUCCUUCCGGCGGCUUGAACAUUUGGUUAGACUCACAAACUGAUGACUACACAUUAGCAAGACUUUCAGAGGGAUUCAGCGUCGUGAUUCAUCAACAAGGAGAAUUUAUUAAUCCUUUUGACGGCAUCAACGUUUCACCAGGAACACAGGCAACAAUUAUUUUACAUCAGAAAAGGAUCGUAAACCUUCAGGAUCCAUACGAAACGAAAUGCAAAAACAAGAAACUGAAAACGAUAAGUAACUAUACGAUAACGGGAUGCCAGUUUGAAUGUCUCCAAGAGGCCAUCAUCGAAAACUGCAAAUGCCGUUUCGCAACAUAUUCAGCACCAGCCAUCAGACCAUGCGCCAAAUAUGAUGCGCCUUGUAUCCAGUACCUCACAAGCCAACUUGAUGUUACGAAAUGUGACUGUCCUAACCCUUGUAAUGAGAUGAGAUACACUACAGAGGUGUAUUAUUCUAAGUUCCCGGAUGCUGGAACAGCAAAUUUGCUCCAACCCAAUGGAGACGAAAGUACUUUAAAGUACUUAAGGGAAAACACAGUUUUUCUUCAGAUUGGUUACAAAUCACUCAGCUAUGAAUUACAUGAGCAGAAAGUUGCAUUUGGAAUUGAAGCUCUGUUUGGUGAGAUUGGAGGCAAUAUGGGUCUUUUCCUUGGAGGAAGUCUCAUGACUAUUUUUGAAUUCGCGGAUCUUCUUGUGGCCAUCUUUUAUGUUCGAGCAUUUCACAGAGAAUAUCCUACUUAACCAAGAAACAAAAUGAAACUGUCUAAACUCUUGAUCAAAGCCGACAAACUAAAUUUUUCGCUCGCAUGGAGUACAAAUGAAGAACAUAGACGGACCAUGAGAGAGAGCGAAUGUCCUCAGUUUGGUAAAUUUGCAUUAUAAAUCGAAGGCAUGGUAUAUAAUCAAUAACAAAAUGAAACUGAUCUACUCUUCUUGGUUAAGGAAAUUGUAUUCUACUGGUUGCCUGUAAAUUAAACUUUAUCCUUGAA
Messenger RNA from Stylophora pistillata, 1958 nucleotides. Its product is annotated as acid-sensing ion channel 1A. The record is from RefSeq and is a predicted model, not a curated record. Gene Ontology annotation, molecular function: ligand-gated sodium channel activity. Gene Ontology annotation, biological process: sodium ion transmembrane transport. Lineage: Eukaryota; Metazoa; Cnidaria; Anthozoa; Scleractinia; Pocilloporidae. Gene Ontology annotation, cellular component: plasma membrane.